Messenger RNA from Malania oleifera, 765 nucleotides. Its product is annotated as transcription factor WER-like. The record is from RefSeq and is a predicted model, not a curated record. Bases 1 to 765 code for a protein of 254 amino acids. Lineage: Eukaryota; Viridiplantae; Streptophyta; Magnoliopsida; Santalales; Ximeniaceae. The transcript has 3 exons.
AUGGAAAAAGAAGCGGCGCAGGUGGAGAAUAAUAAGCAAUGCUUUUAUAAGAAAGGGCUGUGGACACCGGAGGAAGAUAGGGCUCUGCUGGAUUACGUUACCCUGCAUGGCCGAGGUCAUUGGAACCGCAUUUCCAUGAUUACAGGGCUAAGGAGGAGCGGGAAGAGUUGCAGGCUGAGGUGGGUGAAUUAUCUAAGCCCCAACGUGAAGCGUGGAGAUUUUUCAGAAGAAGAAGAUGACCUCAUUAUCAGACUUCAUCAUCUCCUUGGUAAUAGGUGGUCCCUAAUAGCUGGAAGGGUGCCAGGACGAACUGACAAUCAAAUAAAGAACCAUUGGAACACCAAUUUGUCCAAGAAGCUUGGGAUUAAAAAAGGAAUUGAUAGAAAAAUGCGAUCAUCAAAUGCAAUGGUUCAACAAGAGGAAGAUCACAAAGGACUAGAGACCCAAGAACACAAAGCAGUGCAUCACCUCCCGCUAUCAUUGCAUUCCAAUAAUAUGUCUAUCAUUAGUAAUCUUCACAAUAGUGCUAACGUUGCAAAAGUUGAGGCCAACAUUGAUGGAGUAGGCAUCGCCAAUAUUGAAGAGCCCAUGAACAAUGCUAUUGUUAACUCUAAUUAUCAUGAGGAGACACAAAUACUGUCACUGCUGGAAAAGGAUAGCUACGAACCCUUCGAAUUUUACCCUUGCCACUUAAACCUUCAUAGCCCAGGCUUCUUGAAUUUUAUUGAAGAAAGCCCUCUUCAUGAUGAUCUCUUAUGGCAUUAG